This is a messenger RNA of Bufo bufo (common toad), 1955 nucleotides long. It is a transcript of the gene SLC7A9, whose product is annotated as solute carrier family 7 member 9. The record is from RefSeq and is a predicted model, not a curated record. Gene Ontology annotation, biological process: amino acid transmembrane transport. Gene Ontology annotation, cellular component: membrane. Lineage: Eukaryota; Metazoa; Chordata; Amphibia; Anura; Bufonidae. Gene Ontology annotation, molecular function: L-amino acid transmembrane transporter activity. Bases 246 to 1709 code for a protein of 487 amino acids. The transcript is spliced from 13 exons.
UAAUGGAGAUGAUAAGCCGAGCGUUGUGCAAGCAUUCCGCUCUGCCAUAAUUAGGCUAUGUUUAAUAAUUACUGACAGUGACCUCUGCUCUCCUGUUCCUCAGUUUCCCGUCCGGAUCGGAAAGAUUAUUUGUGAACUUUACCUGCGCCUUAUAACACCCCUGAAGACGCUCGGCAUCCAGUCCAGAGCCUCGGCUCCCAAGAGCUUCACACACAAGGAUCCGGCGAUCGGCCUCGGCGGGCACCAUGGGCGAGGACAGCCUAAGGAAGCGAAAAGAGGGGAAAAAUGAAGAUAGCCAGUCCAUCCAGAGCAAGCAGUCCACCGCCAUGCAGCUCAAGAAGCAGGUGGGACUGCUCAGUGGGAUAAGUCUCAUUGUCGGAACAAUCAUUGGGUCUGGAAUCUUCAUUUCCCCAAAAUCCGUCCUCAGAAACACAGGUGCCGUGGGGCCCUGCCUCAUCAUUUGGACGGUGUGCGGGGUGAUUUCGAUUAUGGGUGCCCUGUGCUUUGCCGAGCUUGGCACAAUGAUCACAAAGUCUGGAGGUGAAUACCCGUACCUCAUGGAGGCCUUUGGACCCAUCCCCGCCUUCCUCUUCUCCUGGGCCAGCGUCAUCGUCAUGAAACCUUCGUCAUUUGCAAUCAUAUGUCUCAGCUUUGCAGAGUAUGCAUCAGCGCCAUUUUAUCCGGGCUGCGAACCCCCAUCGGUGGUCAUCAAAUGCCUGGCCGCUGCCGCCAUCAUGACGAUCACAGUGGUGAACUGUCUGAGUGUGAAGCUGGCUUCUUAUGUGCAGAAUUUCUUCUUUUUUGCCAAAAUGAUCAUCAUCAUCAUCAUCAUUGUCAGCGGCAUCGUCCUGCUGAUACAAGGAAAUACUGAGAACUUUACAAACAGCUUCGAAGGCUCCAAAAUCACAGCCGGGGGGAUCGGUCUGGCGCUCUACAAUGGUCUGUGGGCCUAUGAUGGAUGGAACCAGCUCAAUUAUAUUACAGAGGAGCUUAAAAAUCCAUACAGAAACCUUCCCUUCGCCAUCAUACUUGGGAUCCCGCUGGUUAUGGUUUGUUACCUGCUGGUCAACAUUGCCUAUUACACGGUGAUGACCCCCACCGAGCUCCUGCAGUCUCCGGCCGUUGCUGUGACCUUCGGGGACCGUGUCUUGUACCCCGCAGCCUGGCUCGUGCCUUUGUUUGUGGCAUUUUCAACCCUUGGAUCUGCAAAUGGAUCCUGCUUCACCGCUGGAAGGCUUACGUAUGUGGCUGGUCGUGAAGGACACAUGCUGAAAUUCCUAUCGUACAUCAGCGUCAAGAGACUGACCCCGCUGCCGGCCAUUGUGUCCUAUGGCAUUAUUGGAAUGUGUUACAUUAUCCCGGCUGACAUCGACACCCUCAUUAACUACUUCAGCUUUGCCGUCUGGUUAUUUUAUGGAUUAACCAUCGCUGGCCUGGUGGUCAUGAGAUUCACAAAAAAGGACAUGAAGAGGCCGAUUAAGGUCCCAAUUGUCAUCCCCAUCGUGAUGGUUCUGGUCUCGUUGUACCUGGUGCUGGCGCCCAUCAUCGAUGAGCCGGACUUUGCCUACCUGUACUGCGUGAUCUUCAUUCUGAGUGGCCUCAUCCUUUAUUUCCCCUUUGUGCACUACAAGGUCAAAUGGGCGCAGAAGAUAACAAAGCCAAUCACCAUGUACGUACAGAUGAUCAUGGAAGUGGUUCCUCCAGAAUAGCCCAAGAUCUAAGGACCCAGGUUACAAGACUGAUGAUGAACCCAAAGAAAAGACUGUGCAGGGGUCUUUACCCGCCGCACCAUUGUACAUAAUGUAAAUGUCACAUUUCUCAGGAAAGCAGCCGCCGAUGUGGAUGAAUCUAACCCUCCAGCUGUCUGAAUAUUUUGUAUUUUUUCAUUUACUUUUAUUGAAUGCGUCUUUUCUACCUCUGUGUAAGGGGGAUUCAGAGCAAUAAAUAUACUGUAU